Messenger RNA from Guyanagaster necrorhizus, 153 nucleotides. RefSeq lists its product as uncharacterized. The transcript has a single exon. Lineage: Eukaryota; Fungi; Basidiomycota; Agaricomycetes; Agaricales; Physalacriaceae. The record is from RefSeq and is a predicted model, not a curated record. The coding region runs from base 1 to 153 and encodes 50 amino acids.
AUGCGCCUCCCACCAGAGAUAACUGACAGAGUCAUCGACGAAAUCCGUUAUGAACAUCAUGCCCUCCUAUCAUGUUCCCUCGUCUCCAGAAACUUCCUCCUUCGAUCUCGACUCCAUUUCUUCCGCCACGUCACGCUCUCUACUCCUCAAUGA